UUUUCUUCAUCUUCUUCCUCUCCUUUUCCUUCUUCACCCUAUCAACUCUCUCUCUCUCUCUCUCUCUCUCUCUCUCUCUCUCCAACACAUUGCUUCCUUUCUUCUCACCAUUUCCUCGAAAAACCUUCACAAUUUUCAUUCUAUUUUUCAUCCUUCAAAUCUAAACCCAACAAGCUUCAAAACAACACCAUCAAACCCACCCCAUUUUCACUUCUUCAACCCAUACACUCUUCAACUUCGUCUUCAUUCCCAACCAACCAUCACACUUCAGAAAAAAAAAAAAACUUUUUCUUCAUUUCUCAGUGUUCAGGUCUUAUCUCCGUUACCCUUUUCAUCCUGGGUGCUAAGAAAAGCAAGUACAUGAAAAAGGAAGAAACUUUCCAUCUGGGUCAUGAGAUUUGGUAUGUUCAAGUUCAACAUUCCUAAGCUCUUAGCUUAUGCUUUUAAUUUCCACUGUUUCCUAUUUACCUAGAUCUUUCUAACUAAGAAAAUGUCAAGAUUACUCUUUUCAGAUACAAUAAUCAAAAGGGUCACAACACUGUUCAAUUUGAAGUUCCUUUGUCAAAUUCAUGGUGGUAGCUUCCUAAUUUGUUGCAAGAUUCUGUGAUAUUCAUGGUGGCAGUGUGUGUUGUGGCUUAUUGAGUUUCUGAGCUUUGGACUAAGGUUUUUGGUGCAAAUGUGAGUUGACUAUUGGACUCAUUAUAACAUAUCUUAAUUUGUCUCUCUGAGCUUAUAUAGAUAUGCUUCAACUGGAGUGUUUCCUUAGAUUAGUACUGUUGCUGUAUGUUUCAUUUGGCUUCUUGCUACAUCCUGUUGUAACAACUGUGAUACCAUUAGGUUCAAAACUUUCUGUUGUUGAUAAUAAUUGUUGGGUUUCCACCAAUGGCGAUUUUGCCUUCGGGUUCUUUAACAUUUCCGAUGAACCUAACCAGUAUAGUGUCGGCAUUCGGUUCAAUUCAAAGUCCAUUCCUUAUAGCCUACAAGAACUUGUAUGGAUUGCUGGUGCUCAUGACAAAGUAAGCAACCUGUCCUAUUUCCAACUCACUCCACAAGGGGAACUUAUAUUGUUUGAUUCCUUACAUGGAGUCACUGUGUGGACCAGUCACACAGGAAAUCGAUCUGUUGUUUCGGCUGCUCUUCACGACAACGGAAAUCUUAUUCUGAUAGAUGCAAAACAAAACAUUAUUUGGCAAAGUUUUAAUAAUCCUUCUGAUACACUUCUCCCAGGACAGAGUUUAGCUGUUUACGAUACGCUUCGUGCUUCAACAACACAUCCCGAGACUAGUUACUAUAGUCUUUACAUGAAUGCUUCUGGUCGGUUGCAGCUUCGUUGGCGGAGUAGUAUUGUAUACUGGACGAGUGAAAGCCUCUCUUCUACUGGAAAUCUCACUGCAUUCCUUACAACUGAUGGAUCUUUGCAACUUCGAGACCAAAAUUCGAAAGCUGUAUGGAGUGUGUUUGGAGAAGACCACAAUGAUUCUGUGAGUUAUCGGUUUCUUAGGCUAGAUUUGGAUGGCAAUCUCCGGUUAUACUCAUGGAUGGAAGCUUCACAAUCAUGGAGAUCUGUUUGGCAAGCUGUGGAGAAUCAAUGCAAAGUCUUUGCUACUUGUGGCCAACGUGGUGUCUGUGUCUUCACUGCUUCAGGUUCUGCCGAGUGCCGGUGCCCUUUUAAGGUAACUGAGACUGACAAUUGUUUGGUUCCGUAUGAACAAGGUUGCACAUCUGGCACCAACAUGCAACAAUACAAGAAUGUACAUCUCUAUGGAAUUUAUUCUUCAGAUGAUUCAGUUGUCACAACUAGUCUGCAGCAAUGCAAACAGUUGUGCCUGAAUGACUCUCGGUGCACAGUCGCAACUUUUUCCAACAAUGGGGGUCCACAAUGCUCCUUAAAGAAAACCAAGUACAUAACUGGCUAUGAAGAUCCAUCUCUAAGCUCAAUAUCAUUUGUUAAGAGCUGCUCAGAUCCAUUUGCCGUAAAUCCUGGUAUCAUGAAGUCGCCUCCAUCUAAACCUUCUCCUCCAAGGAUCUGUGUUCCUUGCUUGAUUGGGGCAGCCUCAGGAACAUUUGUCAUCUUUGCUUUUGUCCAGCUGGGAAUUGUUUUCUUCAUCUGUAGAAGAAAAAAAUCUGCUAUGAGAAGAGUUACAUUAGCUUUCACAUUCCCGAAUUCUAAAGGUUUAAUGGUGUUAUCCUUCUCAGAAAUUAAGAGCAUCACUAGCGAUUUCAAGAAUCGAGUAGGGCCAAAUAUGUUCAAGGGUGUGCUACCGAGCAACCGUCUGAUGGCGAUCAAAGACCUGAAUGCAACCAUAGAAGAAAGGAAAUUCCGGAGUGCUGUUCUGAAGAUAGGGAGCAUCCACCACAAGAACCUAGUGAAGCUGGAAGGUUAUUGCUGUGAGUUCAAUCACAGAUAUUUGGUGUAUGAAUAUGCCAAAAAUGGUUCGCUGGAAAAGCAUUUAGAUGACUCUAGUCUAUGCAAGAGGCUAACUUGGAGAAAGAGAGUUGAAAUAUGCUCAAGUGUUGCGAAAGCCAUCUGUUAUUUGCACUCAGGGUGUAGGGAGUUCUUAAGCCAUGGGAAUUUGAAAUGUGAAAAUGUGAUGUUGGAUGAAGAUUCAAUUGCUAAGCUGUCUGAAUAUGGAUUUGCAAUAGUUGAUGGUGAGGCUACAUAUUGCGGCUUUUCAGCUGGAAAAGAUGUAGGAGAUUUUGGCAAACUAGUAUUAACCUUAUUGACCGGGCGUCGAGAUGACGAACAAGUUUGUGAAUGGGCAUACAAAGAAUGGAUGGAAGGGAGGGUAGCUAAUGUGGUUGAUAAAAGAAUUGUCGGUGGUGCUGAUUUGGAGGAACUUGAACGCUCAUUAAGAAUCGCAUUCUGGUGCGUUCAAGUCAAUGAACAUAAAAGACCUCCAAUGGAAGAGGUAGUGAGAGUACUAGAUGGUACGUUGAAUGUUGAUCCACCACCACCUCCAUUUCAUUUGCCAUUUGAUCCACAAGAAAAUGGUUCAGAAACAGAAUCAGUGGUUUACUAGUGUUUAUUAUGCUAGUUUAAUUUUUAGGAGGCACUUUUCAUUAAGUUUACAUUUUCAGUUGCCUUCAGAUUGAACAUGUAUAGUAGGACUAACAUGUAGGGGAAAAAUAUGCCCUUUAAUUUUUGUCCCUCAGACUAUAAGGGGCACUGAUUGUAAAGUUUGAAUACCAUGUUUAUUUGAGAUUUGUGGCAUCUUACUUAUUUAAGUCUCCAUUUGAGCACUGA
Molecule: messenger RNA, 3244 nt
Organism: Medicago truncatula (barrel medic)
Lineage: Eukaryota; Viridiplantae; Streptophyta; Magnoliopsida; Fabales; Fabaceae
Product: G-type lectin S-receptor-like serine/threonine-protein kinase SD3-1
Exons: 3
Coding region: 741-3020 (759 amino acids)
Biological process (GO): proteolysis; protein phosphorylation; recognition of pollen
Cellular component (GO): extracellular region
Molecular function (GO): ATP binding; protein serine/threonine kinase activity; protein binding
Source: RefSeq, a predicted model, not a curated record